Molecule: messenger RNA, 1641 nt
Organism: Acanthosepion pharaonis
Lineage: Eukaryota; Metazoa; Mollusca; Cephalopoda; Sepiida; Sepiidae
Source: the annotation of a GenBank genome assembly
AUGCUUCGCCUCUUCCCUGCUUUCUCAUUCCUUUCUUCGAUCCUUCCUUGCCUCACCCCUUUCUUCUCUCGCCCCUUCCUUGACUCGCCCCUUCCUUGUUCUCUCAUUCCUUGCUUCGCUCCUUCUUUAGUUUAUUCAUUCCUCGUUUCGCCCCGUCAUUGUUUUCUCAUUCCUUGCUUCGCUCAUUCCUUGCCUCACCCCGUUCUUGCUUCGAUCCUUUCUUGCUUCUAUGCACAAUACAAUCCUUACUUCAUUACUUCAUUCAUUCCUUAUUUAUUGUGCAUCCUUACUGACUACCUUUUACUUCCUUGCUCCCUUCAGUUAUUACUCUCUUGCUCACUAUUCUUUCCUUUCUUAUUCAUUUCAUUGCUAUUUUCAAUCAUUCCUUCCUUGGCAUGUUUUUACAUGCUUCUUUCCUUGCUGCUGUCUUCCUUACUCAAUUCCAUAUUUUCUUCUUUCUUUCCUUCGGUGGGAUCAUUCCUGACUUCCUUUCUUCAACGUAACCUUGCUACAAUCGUUGUUCAUUCCUUGCUUCUUUCUUUCAUUUGCUCCCUCCUUUUGUUUCUUUUCUGGUUUAAUUUCCUUUCUUUACACAUCCCGAAACAAUCUUCUUGCGACUCCGUUCAUCCCUUCUCUGUAGAUAUUACAUAUCUAUCUAUCUAUCUAUCUGUCUGUCUAUCUAUCUAUCUAUCUCUCCGUUCAUGUCAUUCUAUCUAUCCUAGUCUGUUCAUAUCUAUCUAUCUAUCUAUCUAUCUAUCUAUCUAUCUAUCUAUCUAUCUCAUUCUGUUCACAUCUAUCUCAGUUUACUCAUAUCCAUCUAUCUAUCCUAGUCUCAAGAUCCCAACCACACUUACUUUUUGGCAUUUUCUUUUGUUUUUGCUCACUGCUUCUUUCUUUCUUUCUUUCUUCAUUUCUUUCUAUCUUUCUUUCUUUCGUUUUUUCUUUCUUUUGAUUUUCCUAUCUACUUUCUUUAUGCUUCUUUUUUCUUUACUCUUUGCUUCUUUCUUUCUUUCGUUCUUUUUCUUUCUUCUUUCAUCAUUACUCACUGCUUCAUUCUUUCUUUCUGCUCCUUUUUUCUCUAUUUCUGUCUACCUUUUUUCUUCUUUUGUUUUUUCUCCCUGCUUUUUUCUUUCUCUCUUUCUUUCCUUCUUUCUUUCUUUCUUUCUUUCUUUCUUUCUUUUGUUGUUGCUCUCUGCUUCUUUCCUUCUUUCUUUCUUUCUUUCUUUCUUUCUUUUGUUGUUGCUCUCUGCUUCUUUCCUUCUUUCUUUCUUUCUUUCUUUCUUUUUUUGUUGCUCUCUGCUUCUUUCUUUCUUUCUUUCUUUCUUUCUUUUGUUGUUGCUCUCUGCUUCUUUCUUUCUUUCUUUCUUUUAUUUGUUAUUGUUGUUGCUCUCUGCUUCUUUCUUUCUUUCUUUCUUUUAUUUGUUAUUGUUGUUGCUCUCUGCUUCUUUCUUUCUUUCUUUAGAUUUUCCUAUCUACUUCUUUCUUUCUGCUUCUUUUUUCUUUACUCUCUGCCUCUUUCUUUCUUUUUCCUUUCUAUCUUUCUGUCUUUCUUUCUUCUUUCUUUCUGUUUUUUUUCAUUACUCACUUCUGUCGGCCUCCCAGGCCUGUCUUCCUCCUCAACACUGCUCUGUCCUUCUUUAA